This is a messenger RNA of Trypanosoma brucei brucei TREU927, 939 nucleotides long. RefSeq names its product aldo/keto reductase, putative. Gene Ontology annotation, molecular function: oxidoreductase activity. The coding region runs from base 1 to 939 and encodes 312 amino acids. The transcript has a single exon. Lineage: Eukaryota; Euglenozoa; Kinetoplastea; Trypanosomatida; Trypanosomatidae. The record is from RefSeq and is a predicted model, not a curated record.
AUGGACCGUAUUCCAUAUUUGGUUUCAUCUGGUGGGAUGCAAAUUCCUCAUAUGGGUAUUGGCACCUAUGAGUUACGUGGUAAGGAGUGCGAAGAGGCAGUUUUAUCAGCAUUAAAACUUGGGUUCCGUCUAAUCGACACAGCUGCUGGAUAUAGAAACGAGGAAUAUGUUGGAGCCGCUAUUCGAGCAAGUGGCGUGCCCCGCUUUGAGCUUUUCAUUGUCGUGAAAAUUGCUCCAAAGGUAACAAGAACGGAGGAAGCCGUCGAGACAUGCAUCCGUGAGAGUGUGCGGAAACUUUGCAUUGAUUACGCCGAUUGUGUAUUAAUUCACUGGCCCGGUUGCGGUGGGCGCAUGCCACAUGAAACAGAGGAACACAAAGCCGCACGCCGCCGCUGCUGGAAAGUAAUGACAGCCCUUCAGCAGGAAGGGAUCGUUCGCCAUUUGGGCGUGUCAAAUUUUGCUGGAAGACAUUUUGCUGCACUUUCUGAAGAUGGGUCGGAGGCAACACUGUUUGCGGAAGGGAAAGUCAACAAACCAGUGGUGAAUCAGAUAGAGUUGCAUCCCUUGUGUGUGCAGAAAGAUGUCUGUGACUACUGUAAGGAACACGGCAUAAUACUUCAACAAUACUCUCCUUUAGGACAGUGCAACGCCAAACUUAUCGAACAUCCGGCUCUUUGCUCCGUGGUGAAGGACACAUUCUCUGGGUUUUCUGUCCAUGAUGUACUGUUGUUGUGGGGACUGAGCCAAGGCUUUUGUGUAAUCGUCCGAAGCAAAUCAAAGAAACAUAUUGAGCGUAAUUGGGAGGUCGCGAAAAGUUUCUUCUCGGAGGGAGCCCUCACUAAGGUACAUUUAGAACGGUUACGGGACUUGAGGGAACUCAUGAAAGUUGAGGGAACGGAAGACCACCAUUUUUGUUGGCAUAGCAACACGAUAGAUUAA